AUGAAGAUAAUGGCUAUUAUUACCAAAUGUUUGCUGGGAAAAUUAGAUCAUUUUUCUAACUCCCCCCCCCAUCCUUGAUCGAACGAUUGACUGUAAAAAAUUCCUAAAAAUUGGGGAAAUUAACCCCCAUCCUUGAUCGAACGAUUUCAUAUCAUGCAAAUUUUUAUAUAUAUAAAAAUAUAUUAGUUAUCAGAUGUGCCUAAUGAAGUUGUUUUCAGAUACUUUGAGACGACAGAAAGCUUCGGAAUUAACCAUCCGAAGUGAUUUAGUCAUCAACCUAGGCUUAAAAACUCAAUAAUCUAAUAAAAUAGAGACUUUAAAAUUUUAAAAAAAAACAAAUUAAAUUUUAAUUUAAUAAGGAACAAAUUAAAAUUUAUACAGUUUAAAGGGGUAACUAAUAAAUAAAAAUGUUAAAAAUUGGUAUUUUUAUGAAAUUAAUUCAAUUUUUUGCUGUAAAAAUAAUUAUUAAAUACUUUUAACACUCUUAUUUAAAAGUAAAUAAAAAACAAUAUAUAUAUAUUUUUUAUUUUAUAUAUAAAAUUUUUUUCCCAAAAAAAAUUUUUUUUAAACCCCAUCCUUGAUCGAACGACGGCGAGUCGUUCGAUCAAGGAUGGGGAGGGGGAGUAAACUUCUCCAGUAUAUAUGAAAAAUUUGGAAAUGACCCUGCAGAGGAAUAUAUCGCAAUGCAAUUUCAUAUAUAAUCAAAGAAGCAUACUUGGAAUACUAUCCACAGUAUUUGGAAUCCUUGAACAAAAUUAUCAAAGAAUAUAUUUCAAUAAAUCCAGAUCUAGUGAUAAAUUUUAAAGAUAAAGGCAUAUCAGAACUAGAAAAGAUUAUCGACACAUAUAAACUAUUUUUGCCAUCGCACAUUAAGUUGUUUAGAUAUUACAAAGAUGAUAGUUCAUCAAUAAUCCAAUCAAAUGCUGUGCCUAAUCUAGUUAGAUUUGCUCAUAAAUUUUACAAACAGCAGGCAAUUAUUAUUAUUAUUGUGGAUGAUUAUGAUACCCCACUUAUUCAAGUAAUAAAUACUCCUUAUCAAAAGGCUGUUUUAAGAAUAAUAGGUAUGUUUAUGGAGCCAAUAUGCAUAGAUGCCCUUGGUUGCAUUUUUAAAGUGAUAAUGAUAGGGAAGAUACCUAUUAUAGGGAAAGGACUUCCAUGACUAAGAAAUGUUAAUAUAUAUACUGUUCUAGAUAUAGAAUACUCCCGAUUUUUUGGCCUCACAGAAUCAGAUGGAAGCGUGAGAAUUUCAUAA
This is a messenger RNA of Blepharisma stoltei, 1252 nucleotides long. NCBI's taxonomy places the organism in Eukaryota, Ciliophora, Heterotrichea, Heterotrichida, Blepharismidae. The record is from the annotation of a GenBank genome assembly.